Zonotrichia leucophrys gambelii is the source of this 1089-nucleotide messenger RNA. RefSeq names its product collagen alpha-1(III) chain-like. NCBI's taxonomy places the organism in Eukaryota, Metazoa, Chordata, Aves, Passeriformes, Passerellidae. The record is from RefSeq and is a predicted model, not a curated record. Bases 1 to 1089 code for a protein of 362 amino acids. The transcript has 3 exons.
AUGGUGGUGCGCAGCUACUCGCGGCGGUGCGCCCGCCCGGCCCCCGCGCCCCGGGGCGCUGACUGGGCACUGCCGCCCGUCUCGCACCGGGGCAGCGGUGGCGGCGCGGGGCGCGCUCCCGCAGCGCCGCCCGGGCGGUCCGUGCGCGCCGCUGCGCGGGACGAGCGGCCGCGUCCCGGGCACCGGAGCGCGCCCCGCGGGGCCCUGCGCGGGCCGCUCGAGUUUGGCCGGGGCGGCCGCGGGGCCGAGCGUGCAGGGCACGGAGGGCGGCCGCGGGCACCGCGCGCCCGGCCGGCACCGGGGAACGCGGCGCUGCCCGCGGGCGGGGGAGGGGAGGGCCGCCCUCCGCGUGUGUGUGUGCCUGGUUUGUCACCGGGUUUCAGUUGCGGGGGGGUGUCAAAGCACAACAUAACCACAGGCGGGGCGAGGGCUGGCGGCACCCCGGGGCAUCCCCGGGGGCGUUGGCGGCGGCGCCUCCUCGAGCCGCGCGUCCCGGCGUGCGGGACCGACGCAGGUGGGGGAGGGCGCGCCGGUUCGCCCCCCAGCCGCCCCGGCCCUCCCGGUGCGCCCCCUCCCCCGCCGUCCCCUCCCUCGCUCCCGCCCGGUGGCGGCGGCCCCGGGCGCGGCUGUGGCUCCCCCUCGGUGCUGCUCCCGCCGCCGCCGCGCGUCCGCACCGGCCCCGCCAGCCCCCCCUCACCGCCAUUCCGCCCCAAAACUUUCCGUUUCCCCCAUCCCACUCUCCGGGACUUCCUUGUGCCGCCCGUGCGCGCGGAGGGGGGGGAGGAGGCGUGUGCGGCGGCGGCGAGGGGGGAUUCGCAGCCUCCUGGCAGGCUGGCCGGGACCCCGGGGGAAGAGGAGUUGCACCAUGCGCGGCAAGUGAGGGAAAGUCUCCGCCAGCAGCAGCGCCGCCGCCCCCCGCAGAAGUUGGGGCUCUCCCCGCCCGCGGGAGCGGGAGCUGUGCCUUUAACGCCCGCUGCGCCGCGAGCCCCCCGAGCCCAGCCCAGCCCGGGGCCCGCUGCCCCCCGGCGUCCCCUCUACAGCCUGACCCGCCCGGGGGGGAGGGGGUCGCUCAACCGCCGCUUGUUAUGA